Messenger RNA from Sodiomyces alkalinus F11, 7698 nucleotides. RefSeq names its product putative polyketide synthase. The record is from RefSeq and is a predicted model, not a curated record. Gene Ontology annotation, biological process: fatty acid biosynthetic process; secondary metabolite biosynthetic process. NCBI's taxonomy places the organism in Eukaryota, Fungi, Ascomycota, Sordariomycetes, Glomerellales, Plectosphaerellaceae. Bases 28 to 7695 code for a protein of 2555 amino acids. The transcript is spliced from 3 exons. Gene Ontology annotation, molecular function: phosphopantetheine binding; fatty acid synthase activity; oxidoreductase activity.
UCGACCAAGCCCGUCGCCAUCAUUGGCAUGAGCUGUCGCUUUCCGGGAGAUGCCACCAGCCCCGAGAAACUAUGGGAAUUGGUCUCCGAGGGUCGUAGUGCGUGGUCGGAGAUUCCAAAGAGUCGCUUCAACCAAGAGGCUUUCUUUCAUCCUCAAGACUCCAACCUUGGAACUUCCAACGUCAGGGGUGGGCAUUUCCUGACAGAAGAUGUCUCCCUCUUCGACGCCUCCUUCUUCAACUUCUCGGCCGAAGUAGCUGCCAGCAUGGACCCCCAGUACCGGUUGCAGCUCGAGUCGACCUUCGAGGCCAUGGAGAGCGCCGGCGUCACCAUCGCCGACAUGGCCGGGACCCAGACGUCCGUGUUCGCGGGCGCCUUCUUCCGAGACUACCACGACGUCCUGAUGCGGGACCCCGAGACGCUUCCCCGUUACUUCAUGACAGGCAACGGCGCCGCCAUGGUCUCGAAUCGUCUCUCCCACUUUUUCGACCUGAGGGGUGCCAGUGCCACUAUAGACACCGGUUGUUCCACCGGCCUGACAGCUCUCCACCUGGCGUGCCAGAGCCUGCAGACCGGCGAGGCGGCCAUGUCGGUCGUUGGCGGCGUCAACGUCAUGAUUAACCCGGACAUGUUCGUGUCCAUGUCGAACCUGGGCUUGCUCGGACCCGACGGUCGCUCCUAUACAUUCGACCAUCGGGGUAAAGGGUAUGGGCGUGGCGAAGGUGUCGCCACUCUGCUCAUCAAACCGCUCGAAGACGCUCUUCGAGAUGGGAAUCCCAUACGAGCCGUUAUCCGUACCACCGCUCUGAACCAGGACGGCAAGACGCCCACCAUGACGUCGCCGUCUCCGGAAGCUCAGCAGGAGCUGAUCCGCACCUGCUACCUCAACGCCGGCCUCGAUCCUCUCGAGACGGCCUACGUCGAAGCUCACGGAACUGGUACCAGGACCGGUGAUCCCAUCGAGGCCGGCGCCAUCGGCGAGGUCCUGGGCAAGGGACGUCCCGCAGACAAGCCUCUCUUGAUAGGAUCCAUCAAGUCCAACAUCGGCCAUCUCGAGGCGGCUUCCGGCCUCGCCGCCAUCAUCAAAGUGGCCCUGGCCUUCGAGAAGGGCUACAUCCCGCCGAACCAUGACUUCCAGGUUGGGAACCCGGGCAUCCUCUUCAACGAGUGGAGGCUGCGCGUCCCGGUAAAGCUGGAGCCGUGGCCCGCAGGUCUCCCUCGUCGCGCCUCGAUCAGCAACUUUGGUUAUGGCGGCACCAACGCCCACGUCAUCAUGGAGGACCCGAAGUGCUACCUCUCCCGAAAGGACACGGAAGAGACAUCCAACGGUUCCUCCUCGUCCCUUCAGCGCUUUGUAUUCCCCGUCAGCGCGAGGGACGAAACAGCCGCCAAGACCGCCAUCUGCAACCUCAAGGAGUUCCUCCAGUCGAAGACGGAGGGAGAAGAGGUGAAGCUCGACAACCUCGCCUACACGCUGGGUCAGAAGAGGGCACUGUUCCCGUGGCGAGCCGCUACCCAAGCAUCGACGGUGGCCGAACUGAUCGACAACCUCGGGGACAGCGGCCUCCCGCCGACGCUCGCCAAGGACCUUCCGCGCCUCGGCUUCGUGUUCAACGGACAGGGCGCCCAGUGGUUUGCCAUGGGACGCGAGCUCAUGGGCGCCUACCCGGUGUUCGAACAGACCAUCCGCGAGGCAGAACUCCAGCUUUACUCCCUAGGUUGCGAGUGGUCGUUGAUCGACGAGCUGAAGAGGGACGAGGCGAGCUCCAGGGUCAACGAGACCCAGUUGGCCAUGCCGCUCUCCGUGGCCAUCCAGAUUGCUCUGGUCCGGCUUCUCGGGUCGUGGGGCGUCAAGCCUACCGCCGUCACGGGUCACUCGUCCGGUGAGAUCUCGGCCGCUUUCGCCGCCGGCGCAUUGUCCCUCCGUGCCGCGAUGGCGACGGCGUUCUUCCGCGGCUCGAUCACGGACAAGUAUUUGGUCCAGGAUAAGACCACGUCCGGGUCGAUGAUGGCUGUUGGUCUUGGUCCCCAGUCUGUCGAGCCCUAUCUCGACCAGGUCACGGAGGGCAAGGUCGUCAUCGCCUGUGUCAACAGCCCCUCGAGCGUGACCUUGUCCGGAGACACGACGGGCAUCACCGAGCUCGAGGCCAGGCUGAAGGACGAGGGUGUCUUCGCCCGCAAGCUGCAGGUUCCCGCUGCGUAUCACUCUCACCAUAUGGCUCGUCUUGCCGCGAAAUACCAGGCCGCCCUUGAACCCCACGUCCUUCCGAGUGCGAGCUUUGACGGCGUUUUGUUCUCGUCUCCUGUCACCGGCGGGUGGGUCGAGAAGCCUGAAGAGCUCGGCCCGGCUCACUGGGUCAAGAACAUGGUCCAGCCCGUCCUGUUCGCCGACUCGUUCUACAACAUGUGCGUCGGGGACACUAACACAGAGGAACAUGAAGCCGACAAGUCGAAGAACAUCGACAUGAUUGUCGAGAUUGGCCCUCAUGGCGCCCUUGCCGGUCCCAUCAGACAAAGCCUGACCACGGUGGAAGCGCUCAAGGGUAAAGGCUUGGGCUACGUGUCGUGUCUGAACCGCGGCACCGAUGCCGUCCAAACAAUGCAAGAUCUCGUCGUCAACCUGCUGGGCAAAGGCUACCCCGUCGACCUCGGCAAGGUGAACUUCCCCCUACCCACCGAGGGACUCGAGGUCGUUGCUCAGCUCCCCUCGUACCCCUGGAACCACUCGACCAAGUUCUGGAUGGAGUCCCGGAAGAACAGGGACUACCGCCAUCGCAAGCACGCUCCCCAUGAUCUCCUGGGCACUCUUAUUCCGGGAAGCAACCUGUUGUCUCCGACGUGGAGGAACAUGAUCCGCCCAGCUGAGAUUCCGUGGGUUCGUGACCAUAUCGUCGACAACGAGAUCGUCUACCCAGGCGCAGGCCAAAUCGCCAUGGCCAUCGAGGCAGUCCGGCAACUCUUUGUCGAUAAGGAUGUCCCCAUCGUCGGGUAUACCCUCCGAGACAUUGAGAUCAUGAGAGCUCUCAUCAUCCCGGAUACCAUUUUCGGUGCCGAGGUCCAUCUGAAUCUCACCGUCCCUGAUGACAGGUCGCUGUCACGAGACUGGCGCGAAUUCCACAUCUACACGUACAGCGGCACUUCGGGGGCAGACGAGGCGGGAGACUGGGUCGAGUGCUGCAAGGGUCUCAUCUCCGUUGUCACGCCCACUCCCAACGGCCACACGUCGGACUGGCGCCGCGUGUAUCCCGAGACGAAGGCGAUCAACUUCGACACCAAGUCCGGGGCGUACAGCCGGGCCAUCGAGGUCAGCGACUUCUACGACGGCCUCUACGCCAUCAACAUCAAGCACGGCGAGGCCUUCCAGAACCUAGACGCCAUCCGCAGCGGAAACGCCCAGUCCGUCACGGCGUUCCACGUUGCCGACACGGCGGCCAUCAUGCCGUCGGGUGUGCAGAGCAGCCACGUCAUCCAUCCCAUCACGCUCGAUCAGCUCUUCCAGGCCGCUUACACGGCCGUCUCGCCGCACGUCCAGGCCACCAUGGGCGCCGCCAUCCCCCGCUCGAUCAAGAAGAUGUUCGUGGCGUCGGAUAUCAGCAGCCAGGCCGGACACGAGUUCCACAACUUUGCCAAGAUCCACUACGCGAGCGCUCAGGGGUUCGACGUGUCCAUGGCCCUCGCGAACAAGGACGAGCGGGGCGGCGCGCCUCCCGUGCUGGAGAUCGGGCAGAUGCACUACCAGUCGCUCGGAAACGUCGCCGCGAAGGACGAUUCGGACCAGACCAAGCUCUGCUUGAAGUCCAACUGGGUCCACGACCUGUCCGUCGUGAAGAGGGAUACCUACAAGAAGUCCGUCAAAGGACUGAUGAGCCCUCGCGAAACCACCUUGGUCGAGGACCUUAAGCGGGCUACCGUCUAUAUCAUCAACGACGUCCUCGAAGAGCUCACGGAGGAGGACAUUGAGAAAUUGGACUGGCACUACAAGAUCUUCCUGGACUGGUUGCAGUAUCAGCAGGAACUGGCAUCGACAGACCAGAUCGCGCCCAUGAGCUCGAAAUGGUCCCAGGCCACCGAAGGAGCAAAGCAGCGGCUCUGGGAUCAAGUCAGCGCGGCCUCGGUCAACGGAGAGAUGUUGGUCCGCAUUGGCAACAACCUCCUCGGCAUUCUGCGAAAGGAGGUCACCCCCCUGGAGCUCAUGAUGGAAGAGAACCUCCUCUACAAAUACUACGAGAACGCCCUCCGCGUCGAACGCUCCCUCGAACAGGUCCAGAAACUCGUCAAGACCUUCUCGUACGCCUACCCCCGGGCCAAGGUCCUCGAGAUCGGCGGCGGCACCGGCGCCUGCACCGGCCCCGCCCUGCGCGCCAUGAGCGACGACGAGUCCGGCGCGAACCCCCACUUUGCGCGCUACGACUUCACCGACAUCUCGUCCGGCUUCUUCGAGACGGCGCGCAAGACCUUCGCGGCCUGGGAGCACCUGAUGACGUUCAACAAGCUCAACGUCGAGGACAGCGCCGAAGAGCAGGGCUUCGAGCUCGGGAGCUACGACCUGAUCAUCGCCUGCCAGGUGCUCCACGCCACGCGCGACAUGGACCACACCAUGGCCAACGUGCACAAGCUGCUGAAGCCCGGCGGCAAGCUGGUCAUGGUGGAGACGACGCAGGAUGCCAUGGACGUGCAGCUCGUGUUCGGCACGCUGCCUGGCUGGUGGCUCAGCAAGGAGCCCGAGAGGAAGUACAGCCCCAAUAUGCCCCUCGACAUGUGGAAGGGUGUCCUCUCCCGCACGGGAUUCUCCGGCGUGGAUAUUGCGAUUCGCGACAGCGAAGACGACCGCAACUAUGCCAUGAGCGUCAUCAUGUCGACUGCCUUGCCGGACCAUCCUAGCGACUAUGCCCAGCAGGUCGUCCUCGCCUAUGCCCCACACGUAUCCCCUCCCCCCGAAAGCUGGCUCUCUGGUCUUCAGCGAUCCAUCGAGGGGGGGACAGGGGCCCAUGUGUCCAUGGAAAGCCUCGACAAGCUCAACCCCGCCGGGCAAGUGGUCGUCUUCGUUUCGGAAAUCGAGUCUCCCGUCCUGGAUGGCAUCUAUGGUGCUGGCUUUGCGUCGAUCCAGCGUCUUCUCACCGAGGCCAAGGGUGUCUUCUGGAUCACCCGCGGCGCUACCAUCGACUGCCCGAAUCCCGAUCUGGCCCUCCACACAGGUCUAUUGCGUACUCGUCGUCUCGAGGACAACUCGAAGCGAUAUAUUGCUCUCGACCUCGACCCCCAGGACGCGGACGCCGUCUGGUCCGAUUCCUCCAUCGAGACCAUCUCCGAGGUUUUCGCCAGGACAUUCGACUAUGCGACGGAGAAGAACACGCUCGACUUUGAAUACGCCGUCCGCGGAGGUGAUCUCUUGGUCCCGAGGAUCAGCGAGGACUCCAAGGAGAACAACGAGACGCGCGCCGACGACACGACCAACAUGGAGCCCGAGAUGCAGGAAUUCCUGCAGCCAGGCCGCGAGCUCCGCAUGGGCGUUGAGACACCAGGUCUCCUCGACAGCCUCAUGUUCAAGGACGACCCCGAAGCCGGCAAGCCCCUCGAGGAAGACUUUGUCGAGAUCGAAGCCAAGGCUUUCGGCCUCAACUUCCGCGACAUCAUGGUCUCGAUGGGCCAGCUGCAGGAGAAGAUCGUGGGCUUCGAGUGCAGCGGCAUCGUUACCCGCGUCGGUCCUCCUUCGGCCAACAACGCCCAGCAGCAGCACAGCUUCAAAGUCGGCGACCGUGUGUGCGCGUUGACGACGCGGGGCCACUGGGCCAACAGGAUCCGCAUCCACUACACGGGCGUCGGUACGAUCCCGGACCACAUGUCGUUCGAGGCGGCGGCGUCCAUCCCCAUGGUCUUCGUGACGGCGUACUACAGCCUGUUCGAGAAGGCGCGGCUCGAAAGGGGGGACACGGUGCUCAUCCACGCCGCAUCGGGCGGCGUGGGACAGGCGGCCAUCAUCCUGGCCAAGUGGGCCGGCGCCGAGGUCUUCGCCACCGUGGGCGCGCCGGAGAAGCGCGCGUUCGUGCGCGACACGUACGGCAUUCCGGACGACCAUAUUUUCUCCUCGCGCGACGUGUCGUUUGCCGCCGACGUGCUGGCGACCACCGGCGGCCGCGGCGUCGACGUCCUGCUGAACUCCCUGGCGGGCGAGAUGUUGCAGGAGUCGUGGAACGUCAUGGCCACGCUGGGCCGGUUCGUGGAGAUUGGCAAGCGCGACAUCCAGACGCGGAAGCGGCUGGAGAUGGAGCCGUUCGGCCGCGCCAUCUCCUUCAUGGCCGUCGACCUGAUCCAGCUCGGCAACUUCCAGGGCAAGACCAUGCACCGCGUCAUGGGCGAGUGUCUGGACCUGCUCGAGGCCAAGACCAUCCAACCCAUCCAGCCGGUCACCGUGUACCCCAUCUCGGAGAUCCAGCGUGCUUUCCGCACCAUGCAGGCGGGCAAGCAUCUCGGCAAGAUCGUCGUCAAGCCGAACCCGGGGGAUCUCGUCAAGGUGUUGUCGCAGAGGCAGGCGGUCAAGCUGAACCCGGAGGCUUCGUACCUGCUCGUCGGCGGGCUGGGCGGCAUCGGUCGGUCUAUCGCCCAGUGGCUGGUCGCGCGGGGUGCGAAGAACCUCAUCUUGGUGUCCCGUUCAGCGGCGUCCCAGAGCAACUCGCAGGCCUUUGUGAAGGAGCUGCAAGCCGCGGGUUGCAACACGGUCAUCAAGAAUUGCGACAUUGCGGAUGCCAGUGAUCUGCGCCGCGUUAUCGAUGAGUGUUACGCCGAAGUGCCCGCUGUUAAGGGUGUCAUCCAGGCGGCCAUGGUUCUCAAUGACUCCGUCUUCGAACACAUGGAAUACAAACAAUGGGUCAACGCCACCCGUCCCAAGGUGCUGGGCACGCGCAACCUCCACGACCAGUUUGGCGACUCCCUGGACUUCUUCGUCAUGCUCUCCUCCGCCACCGGCGUGCUCGGAAACACCUCCCAGGCCAACUACGCCGCAGGAGGCACGUUCCAAGACGCCUUCGCACGGUUCCGCACCUCGCAAGGCCUCCCCGCCGUGUCCAUCGACCUGGGAAUGGUCAAGUCGGUCGGCUACGUGGCCGAGACCAAGGGCGUCGCGGAACGUCUCGCAAAGAUCGGCUACAGGCCGUUGGAGGAGGACGAAGUGCUGCGGAUCAUCGAAUCGGCGGUGCGGACGCCCCUGCGCCAGCAGCAGGCGGAGGCGGGGCGCCACAGCCAGGUCAUCACGGGCUUGGCGCAGUACGAGAGCGUCGACGACAUUGUGUGGCGCGAAGAGCUGCGGUUCUCGGGUCUCCGGCGUCUUCGCGGCUCCCAUGCCAAUGCCGAUGGCGAGGCGGCAGGGAAGAGAAAGUCGGGCGAUAACAGCUUCGGAACCGUCCUCUCCAAGGCGGAGUCCAUGACGGAGGCUGUUGGGCACGUUGCCGGUGCUAUCGUGGCCAAGCUGUCGGAGAUGUUCAUGUAUGCCGCCUCGGACAUUGAUACGAACCAGGGCCUUGGCAAGUACGGAGUGGACUCGCUGGUGGCAGUUGAGUUGAGGAAUUGGCUUGUCAGCAGGAUGCAGACGGAGGUUUCCAUCUUUGAUAUCUUGCAGAGCUCGUCGUUGAUGGUGUUGGCGGAGAAGGCGGCGGCGGCGAGUAAGUAUGUGAUCAAGGCUGGGCUGGUGGCGGCGGUUUAAGGG